CUGCUAGACUUCUGACUAUGAUUCCUGUGGAAUAUGGAGAUACUUAUUUCCUGCAUAAGCUCCAGAAAUCAUAUGCCACUUAACCCUAGCGUCAUCACCUUAGCUCUGCUGGUUUGGGUAACUCCCUUUAAGAAGUACAGAAUUGGGCAGCUGUACAUGAUAAGCAAGCAUAGCCAUGAGCAGAGUGACCGAGGUGAAGGUGUGGAAGUGGUGCAGAACGAACCCUAUGAAGAUCCAAAUCACGGCAAUGGUCAGCUAACAGAAAAACGGGUCUAUCUCAACAGCAAGCUACCUAGCUGGGCUAGAGCAGUUGUUCCCAAAAUAUUUUAUGUUACAGAGAAGGCUUGGAAUUACUAUCCUUAUACAAUCACAGAAUACACAUGUUCAUUUUUGCCUAAAUUCUCCAUUCAUAUAGAAACAAAAUAUGAGGACAACAAAGGAAGCAAUGACAGUAUUUUUGACAAAGAAGCUAAAGAUCUUGAGCGAGAAGUCUGCUUUAUUGAUAUUGCCAGCGAUGAUAUUCCUGAGCGCUACUACAAAGAAUCAGAGGACCCUAAAUAUUUCAAGUCACAGAAGACUGGGAGAGGCCACUUAAAGGAAGGCUGGAGAGACACUCAUCAGCCAAUUAUGUGUUCCUACAAACUUGUGACUGUGAAAUUUGAAGUUUGGGGACUUCAAACCAGAGUGGAGCAGUUUGUACACAAGGUGGUCAGAGACAUACUAUUGAUUGGUCACCGGCAGGCUUUUGCCUGGGUUGAUGAGUGGUAUGACAUGACAAUGGAUGAAGUCCGAGAGUUUGAACGAGCAACUCAGGAAGCUACCAACAAGAAAAUUGGGAUUUUCCCACCUGCAAUAUCUAUCUCUAACAUUUCCAUGCCUUCUUCAACCCGCAGUGCUCCAUCUAGUGCUCCAUCUACUCCUCUCUCCACAGAUGCUCCUGAAUUCCUAACAGUUCCCAAAGAGCGGCCUCGAAAAAAGUCUGCUCCAGAAACUCUCACUCUUCCGGAUCCAGAAAAAAAAAACCUUUAAAUUUAACCCAGCAUGUUUCCUUCUGAUAAGCCAUGUCAACCACAGCAAGAGUAACUCAGUAUCUACAAAGGUCAUGAUGGUUGGUUGUUUGUUUUUUGCUAAAAUAAUCUUACUGCUGUGGAAAGAUUGCUUCUUUACUCAGAUAUGAUCCUUAAAACCUUCAGAGAAGUGCAUGCAAGAGAAAGUAAUUCAUAUAUUCCUAAAGUGUUCCGAGCCAUAUGGCACGUCUUACUGACAUGCAAUGAAAUAGUCUGAGGAGAAUCCUAUAAAAGAAAUAAAAAAUCUUUCUGUAGCAGUAUGUCUAGCUACAAAUCUUCAUCUAGGUCAUAGCAUUUAUAAUUAGGAGUAGGUAUUUAGUAAAGCUGCCAAGGACUUCUGAGGCAAAUUUGUGCCAACUAGAAUGCAGGGUUAACAGGAAAAACACUCCCAUUUUCUUCUAUUGUAACUGAUUUUUAAAUCCUUCCUACACUCAGGCUUCUCAUGUAUAUUCAUAAACCUUUGACCUGCAGCUCAUUGUACUUGAACACCAAGAACAAUCAUUCAGAUUCACAUUUCGCUUAAUAUGACUCAGGAAUUGGGGCCAAGCUAACAAACACUAAACUUUUCAAACCUGAAGUAUCACUGUAUUGAAGCCCCAAUUGUAAUUAAUUAUACUAACUUUGAGGCCAUUCAACUAUUUCUAUCUUGCACAGAAUUUAUAAAAGAAACCACCCAUUUCUUGUAAAUACUGUAUUUUAAUAGCUCUCCCCUGUACUUUUGUGAUCUCUUAAGUCUGUAUUGGUGUUCAUGACUCCUGUUCUAUGUAUAAGAUGGAAAAACAAGCAGCUAAUUUGAGCCAGCUGAGAAGCAAAACCAAUGAAUUCUGUCCUUUCCUCACCGGAAGAAGACUAGUCAUUAUGCUGUAAGACCUUCAGUGUAAAGGAAAGAAAAUAGGAGACUCCUCUGGGCUUUUUCUUAUCCUGCCUUUCAUCUCUCCUAAACAGCACAAUCUGUACUAACAGGAAGCUGGUCCCAGGCUUUACCAUUGUCUCUGAAGAAGAGGUGAAUAAAAUCUGUCACUUCUAAAAUGCAAAUGAACCACGGGGCUGCUCAGUCCCACGGAGGGUGACAUUAAGGAAAAAGAAGUGCUCUUCCUGGCCUGUGUGUGAAAUCACUCUUCAGUCUCAGGAACGAAAAUCUAGAAAUGGAUAUUACUGCACAGAGAUACGCAGACUGGGGGGUGGGGGGAGAAAGGAAAUGGCAGAAGUAGUUCCUUCCUUCCCUCCCUCCCUCCCUCCUUCCUUUUUUAAGCCUAAGCUCAGUGAGAACUUUUCCCAGUUUGUCUUUCAUACAAAUUGCUAUUUAAUGAAUGUUGUCAGUAGCUAUCUCUAUUGGUUGCUGUAGUAGACAUUAAAUAAGCUACCGUUCAAUUCCCAGUGAAUGAUAGCGUAUUGCCUGAAUCACGUGAUCAAAGUGGAUGAUAUUUUGUACUAUUGGUUACACUGGUCCAGAUAAAAAAAGUGUGACAGUCCUCGAGAGCUGAACUAUCACUGAAUAAUGAACAAUCAGUUUGGGGAUGGCCUUUUACCUGAAAAGGAUGGUUGUGCCAUCUUCUCAGCACAAUGGUAUGAUUUGCUCGUGCAAAAGUUUGACUGGCUUAAAUGCACUGAACUUCUCAACAGUUGUAUAUCCAGUAGAAGUUAUGUUGAAUGUGUGAUAUUAAUAGAGUAGUUUUAGUAGCAGGAGAGGUAAUUCCACUGUCAACCUGCACUGAAAACGUGUAUAUUUGUUUGAUAGUUAAAACCCUGUAGCUAGCAAAAUCCAGGAGCUCUUUGUAGGUUAGCUGUGGUCUGAUUUCAUGCAUUCUCCCACUUACUGUCCAUGUUCGGCUUUCCUUUUCUUCUCCAAGCUAGUAAUUUUGUGUGAUUAGUAAACCAACUGAUGAUGAUUUUUCAUAAGAAAAACAGCCACUGUAAUGCUGCAAACAAAACUUUCCUACAUUAGUUUAUGACAUCAGCUCACAGAAGAAUGUAUGAAUUAAGUAUUCAUGAUUAUAACUGGUCUAAUCAUUUCUUUUUAUUUAAUAGCAAAAUUCAAAUAUUGGCAGAGAAGGGAGACCUUUGAAAGCAUAAAGUAUUAUUUGCUUGGGUUUCAUUACCUGAAUUUGACCUAUGUACAAAUCAUUUGGGUCCUCCACACCUGAAAUUAUAUUUUUCAGUGAAUUUGCACAUAUAUAUAUAUAUGUUUAUAUUUAACAUCUGGGUUUGACACAGAUUAUUAGACCAAAGUAACCAUACCUUUUACCCAUACUGAACUGCUUCACUUCCUGUCCCAUGUGGAUACACUGAUUAUCAUAUUAUGUAGGUUUGGGCAUAAUGAAUAUAUGAAAAUUACUAAUAUACCUGAAUAGGACACAACUCAGUAGCUGCAUGACAGAUAUGUAACAGAAAGAAAGACACUGAUCAUGUCAUGGAAAAAAUGACAGACUGCUUAAUGCUGUGCCUCUCUCCGCAUGUGCUGCUGCCAUACCCACUUCCAACUCUCAGUGCUGUUCUAUAGGAGUAUCAGGUUUAAUGACUGGAAGACAGCCUUAAUUUACUGCAGGCCAAAAUUAGGAUCAGGAUUGUCCAUAUUGCUUACUAAUGAAGGCAAAUAAAAAGAUCUGUAAUGAUCUAUUGCAUUGUGUAAGAAAUAACCGCAGGCUUUUUUGGGCUGUGUAAGCAUCCUCUACUGUGUUCUGCUCAGUUUUCUCCACUGGUCAGUCAUUAAUCAUUUCAUCAAUAUGAUCUUUAAAUAUCAUUUCUUUUUCUGUUUUUUUAAUGCAGGAUUACUUUUCCUCCAGAAGAUUCCUGACAAACAUAUACACACACACACAUACACAAUUAAAUAAAAAGGAAGGUCAGAAUACUUGCUGACACGUUUUGAGGGAAUGCAGUUUGUUUUCAUUACUGAUUUUGUCACAGUGAUUUUUUAGUAUUUUCAAACAUCUUUAUUAGGAGAAAAAUAGUAUUUUGCAAGUGUUCAUCACUUCUUUUGCAAAAAAUAAAUAAUGUAAUUAUCUAGUGAGUGCAUCUUUAAAGUAUGGUGCCAGGCAGCAAAGCUGAAUAUUCGAAAUAGCUGUGUCUUCCUAUUCUCUGCCGCAGUGAUUGAAGAAUUACAUGAUACAGCUCUGCUAUGACUAUACAAGGAAUACACAUCAAGAAGAAUACACUUCAGAACAGAUAAUGGGAUAAGUCUGUUUGGGUUUUUAUUAAAACCUUCUCCCAGGCUUGCUCCUACUUUCAUGAAUUUCAUUGAGAACAAUCAUAACGAAGUAACUGGCAAUUCACUGCAGUCUUUAGAAGAGUUGAUCUCCUAAUAAAUUAAAAAAUGAGGUAUUCAUAAUGACUAUCAGGAACAACACAUUCCUGACACACUUACUUAAUGGGAUUUCUUCUGAAUGUAUUGGUUGAUUUUGUAAAUGACUGGAUAAAUCCUAUUGAAAGAAACUAUUUGACCUUAUUCUUUGGCUUUUUUAAUUAUUCUGGAAGGUGAUUUUGUGACAUCUAGUAGCCAAUUUGCAUUAAUUGCUGCUGUAGAGAUUUUGAAAUGAAAAUAUUUGUUCUUUGACUUUCCUUUUGUAAUGACAGCUACAUUUUGUUAAAACUGCUUUGAAGCUUGCUGCACUAUAACUUUAAAACAAUGUGCUAUCAUUUGAAGUAAGCCAAAUGUAUAUGCUUUUUAUGAGUUAGUGAGUGCAGUAAGAGAGAACUCAUGAACUUGUCAAUAGGAACUUUUCCAUUUCCUUGUUUGGACCUGGUUUUAUAUGUGUAAGUUAAAAAAUGCUAAAUAAGUCUAACAAUGUUUUGCUUUAAACAAACAGCAUGGUCAUUGAAUUACAAUCUCCUGUAGUUUUGUGGUGUCUCUGAAACAGAUUCACUUUUUUAUUUCAUUUCUGUGACAAUUCCAUGUGACUCUGAAUGUCUAGUAAUUCAUUUAUUUAGAUUUAUGACAGCUACAUUAGCCAAUACACCACUACCAUCAAAGAAGGACCAAGUUUUGAAAUGCUCUGUAUGUUAGAUAAUGCAAAGCUAAGCAGGAGAAUUUGAUGGUCAUAUUUUUCAUCCAUAUCACUUCCUUUCUGAUUUUUUCAAAUUUAUUUAUUUUUAAUACUGUAUUUUUCCUUGCAUUUUGUUGUAAAUAAACUACCAACAGUUAUUCUUUACAA
Messenger RNA from Dromaius novaehollandiae (emu), 5215 nucleotides. It is a transcript of the gene PITPNC1, whose product is annotated as phosphatidylinositol transfer protein cytoplasmic 1. Gene Ontology annotation, biological process: phospholipid transport. The record is from RefSeq and is a predicted model, not a curated record. Bases 34 to 1029 code for a protein of 331 amino acids. Gene Ontology annotation, molecular function: phosphatidylinositol binding; phosphatidylinositol transfer activity. The transcript is spliced from 9 exons. Lineage: Eukaryota; Metazoa; Chordata; Aves; Casuariiformes; Dromaiidae. Gene Ontology annotation, cellular component: cytoplasm.